Molecule: messenger RNA, 1960 nt
Organism: Oncorhynchus nerka (sockeye salmon)
Lineage: Eukaryota; Metazoa; Chordata; Actinopteri; Salmoniformes; Salmonidae
Gene: mapkapk5
Product: MAPK activated protein kinase 5
Exons: 14
Coding region: 112-1527 (471 amino acids)
Biological process (GO): peptidyl-serine phosphorylation; Ras protein signal transduction; protein autophosphorylation
Cellular component (GO): cytoplasm; nucleus
Molecular function (GO): calmodulin binding; ATP binding; calcium-dependent protein serine/threonine kinase activity
Source: RefSeq, a predicted model, not a curated record
AUUAGCUUGUUCCCGGCAGGGAAAACAUUAGCUAUUUAACACUAACAAUACUGUUCUGAUUGUAAACUGUGAAAGAAAUCAUUUAAAGUUAUUCUACCACAGUGGAACAUCAUGUCGGAGGAUAACAACGCAGACAAAUUCAUCAAGGAGACCUCCAUCUUGGAAGAGUACAACAUUAACUGGACACAGAAGCUCGGGGCAGGGAUCAGUGGACCUGUUAGAGUUUGUGUGAAGAAGACGACUCAGGAACGAUUGGCCCUGAAAAUCCUAAUUGAUCGUCCCAAGGCCCGAAAUGAGGUGCGGCUCCACAUGAUGUGUGCUACACACCCCAACAUUGUGCAGAUUAUGGAGGUGUAUGCCAAUAGUGUGCAGUUUCCUCACGAAUCCAUUCCAAGAGCGAGGUUACUGAUCGUCAUGGAGAUGAUGGAGGGAGGCGAGCUGUUCCACAGGAUCAGUCAGCACAGACACUUUACAGAGAAGAUGGCUAGCCAGGUCACCAAACAGAUCGGCCAGGCCCUGGAACACUGUCACUCACUGAAUAUUGCACAUCGAGACCUGAAACCAGAGAACCUGCUCUUCAAGGAUAACUCCCUGGAUGCACCGGUGAAGUUGUGCGAUUUUGGAUUUGCAAAGAUUGACCAGGGGGACUUGAUGACCCCACAGUUCACUCCUUACUACGUUGCACCUCAGGUACUUGAGGCUCAAAGGCGACACCAGAAGGAAAAGUCUGGAAUAAUACCUACCUCACCCACCCCUUACACCUAUAACAAGAGCUGUGACCUGUGGUCCAUGGGGGUGAUCAUCUACGUGAUGCUGUGUGGCUACCCUCCCUUCUACUCCAAGCACCACAGCCGCACCAUCCCCAAGGAUAUGCGCAAAAAGAUCAUGACGGCCAGCUUUGACUUCCCCGAGGACGAGUGGAGCCAGAUCUCUGAAAUGGCUAAGGACAUUGUCCGCAAGCUGCUGAAGGUGAAGCCUGAGGAGAGGCUGACCAUUGAGGGUGUACUGGAACACCCCUGGCUCAACUGCACAGAGGCCCUGGACAACGUGCUGCCCUCCGCACAGAUGAUGAUGGACAAGGCAAUGGUAGCAGGGAUCCAGCAGGCCCAUGCUGAACAGCUGGCUAACAUGAGAAUACAGGACCUCAACAUCAGCCUCAAGCCACUCAACUCCGUCAAUAACCCCAUCCUGAGGAAAAGGAAACUCCUAGGCAGCAAGCAGAGGGAUGGCUUCUUCAUCCACGAUCCAGAGAACGGCGGCGAGGACGCCAAUGUGGCCCUGGAGAAACUCAGAGACGUAAUCGCUCAGUGUAUCCUCCCACAGGCUGGGGAGAAUGAGGACGAGAAACUGAAUGAGGUGAUGCAUGAUGCGUGGCGUUUCAACCGAGACUGCAAACUACUGCGAGACGGGCUGCAGGGCCUCAGCUGGGAUGGACGGGCCUUCUCUGACAAAGUGGACCGCUUGAAGUUGGCUGAAAUAGUGAAACAGGCCAUAGAAGAAAAGACACAUUUACAAGACUCUCCGUAGCAAGUGAUUUAUUUGUAUCUCCUUUUGUAUCGUUUAUUCUAACAUUUUUUUUAAGCCAAUGACUGUAGAGGCAUUUUUAUGUAAAUUAACACGCUAAAACUAUAGGAUUUUUUUUAAAGAAUUCACUUGCAAGACUAUUGUACUGUAGAUAUAUUGAAAAGAGGCCUUGUUGGCACUAUAUAUUUUUUUUUAUGAACGACUGCAAAGAAUAAACAAAUCCUUAUAUUUUCGUAAAAAAGAAGAGGAAAAUCACAAAAAUAUUAUUUUCUGUAACCCACUGGAGGGAAUUUUUACAAGCUGCUUGUCCUGGAUGUCCAUGGUGAUGUUUUAAUCUCACUCGUUUUUAUUUAAUUUGAUUCUUAUUCCUUUACCUUUUUAACAAUGCUACAAGUUGUAUUUAUUUCACAAAGAAACCCUUAUUUCUGACCAUGAA